This is a messenger RNA of Sinocyclocheilus anshuiensis, 383 nucleotides long. RefSeq names its product glutathione S-transferase theta-1-like. Lineage: Eukaryota; Metazoa; Chordata; Actinopteri; Cypriniformes; Cyprinidae. Gene Ontology annotation, cellular component: cytoplasm. The record is from RefSeq and is a predicted model, not a curated record. The transcript has 2 exons. Gene Ontology annotation, biological process: glutathione metabolic process. Gene Ontology annotation, molecular function: glutathione transferase activity. Bases 48 to 383 code for a protein of 111 amino acids.
GCAGACUUCGCAGGUUUUGUACUUCUGUACAGGCUUUACUGCCAUGCAUGGGACAGCCGACAAAUCCAGAGAAGCUUGAAAAGGUGCUGGCAGACCUGGAUGGCACACUAGACAAGCUGGAAAACGUGUUUCUGAAGAACCAGCCCUUCCUGUGCGGUGACGACAUCUCAUUGGCUGACCUGUUAGCAGUUUGUGAGCUCAUGCAGCCCCUGUGUGGCGGGAGGGACAUUCUGAAGGACAGACCCAAACUGCUGAGCUGGAGGAGUCGAGUCCAUUCAGUGCUCUCGGACUCCUUUGAUGAAGCUCACUCUGUUGUCUAUCAAAUAAGGGAGAAGUUCACAGCUAAACUGUCUCCCUGUUCAAAACAAGCCACUCUGAUGUAA